AUGUAUGAUGACAAUGCCUUCAAGGAUGUCAUGUUUUCCUGGCUAGAAAACAUCAUUAGUUGGCCUCGUACCAGAGCUAGCACAGCUGAUGCCAAAAAGCCGUCCCGUGCUGCAGGGGAACUUGAUCCUCUGCUAGACAAACAACCACAAGUGGUGGAUUUGGACGAUCAGUCAUUUCAAUAUGAAUUCAUGGAAUUUCUCACUCGUCUAGUGGUAGAAUGCAAUUGGCAUAUUCAUAGUGAUACUUGUUAUAAGCAUCUCAGAAAUAAUGAACCUAGAGGAGAUGCUACUUGCAGAAUGCGAAUGGAUGGUAAAUUGCAAGAGAAGACCAUAAUAGACAAGGAAAGUGGCUCCAUUGAACUGUGGCAGUGGUGCGGUCAUAUCAACAAUUUUAUGGAUUUGAUAUUGUUCCUGAUGCAAUGCAAUACAGACACUCAGUUCAUCGGUUCAGGAGAAGCAGCCAAAGCUGCAGUAUUCUACAUAACAAAAUACAUUACUAAGGGUGAUGUUCCACUCUACAUUGGCCUUCAGGUGCUUGAUUAUGCAACAAAGAUGCAUGAAGCCAAGUAUGUGGAUAUUGAGGACACCAGUGAUGCACGCAUGGCACAAAACUUAAUCAUGAAAUUGGUUAAUGCUAUGAUGGGUCGGCAGGAGACAUCUCAUCAGCAAGUCAUGAGUUACUUAGUAGGCGGAGGAGAUCAUUACACCAGUCAUACCUUUCAGACGUUCAAAUGGUUUGAGUUUACCAAUGCAAUCGAUAAGUUUGAAUGCAAAGUCUGUGACUUGAACAAUGAUGAUGCUGAGGAUGACGAAGAAUCAAUGUAUAUUGAGGAAUCUGUGACUGUCGGUAUCUCAUCGGAGACAUUUAUGAGUGACGUUCAAGAUUAUAUGUUGCGACCUUUGGAUGAGAAUUUCGACCAGUUCUGCCUUUGGGAUUUUAUGGAAAGUACUGUCAAAGUGAAAGGCAAGAUGGAUGAUCAGUCAACCAACAACCCUGAAUCUGAUAAUGAUUUAUUUGGUGAGGAGAUCACUGACAAAAAGCACAAACACAAAAAGAUGCCUUGA
Molecule: messenger RNA, 1065 nt
Organism: Suillus discolor
Lineage: Eukaryota; Fungi; Basidiomycota; Agaricomycetes; Boletales; Suillaceae
Exons: 2
Coding region: 1-1065 (354 amino acids)
Source: RefSeq, a predicted model, not a curated record